AAAAUGCUGGUCCACGGGCUCACUCCUCUCCUGCUCUGCUUGUUGCCUCUGUGGAGAAUCCUGACAACCGUUUCAAGUCACCCACAGCAGCCAUGUCAUCUGAUACAAGAAACUGCUCGCUGCAAUAAUGGCAAACUCUCAUCUGUGCCCGAGGACCUGCCGGUCAACGUAGAGGAGCUUCAGCUGAACUACAAUCAUAUUAAAACACUACAGGAGAACUCUCUUCUACGUUACCCAUCACUAAACACCCUAAGCUUAGCUUGCAGUAAUCUGGAGAAAUUGGAACCAAAGGUUUUUCAAGCUUCAAAAUUAUUAGAGAGCCUAAACUUUGCAAAUAAUAACCUCCACAUUGGCUACCAAGAGAGCAGCCUUUCGUUAAGGACAGUUCCCGGUCUUAGAGUUCUAGAUCUUUCUGAGAACAAGCUGAAUGAAGAAAUGGCUUUUGCACUUCUUCAAAACUUGACGUCCCUGGAGUACCUCAAUCUUUCUGGAAACCUCUUGAAAAGACUGGACGAGACGUCGUUCAGUGAUCUCCACCAGCUCAAGGACCUGGACCUUUCGAGGAACGUCAUGUUUGAGAUAGACGGCGCUUUCAACGGCAACCCGAAACUCCGGCGGCUCAACUUGGCCUUCAACUAUCUGCCCUGCCUGACAGACUUCCACAUGACUAAGCUGGUUGUCCUUAAUGCCAGCCACAACGUCAUUGAAUGGUUCAUCUCCAGGCAAGACCUCAACGAGACCUUCCAGCUAGAGACGCUCGAUCUAUCAAACAACAAGCUCCUCUUUUUUCCUUUCCUCCCCAGUCGGAGUAACUUACAGAACCUUUACCUGUCCCACAACAUUGUGAGGUUCUACCAACACUUAGUAGACAACGUUACGUCCACAAACCUAUCCUCAACCGUUGAGUUUUACAAUCUGAAGAAACAGGCACGCAAUAUGACCGCUCAGUUGUGGGAUGACAAUCUGCACGGUGAUAUUUCCACUGUAGAGAUUUUGGAUCUGAGGGGAAACCAGGUGGAUAAUUUCCCUCAUGGAUUCCUCAAGAAAAUGUCUGCUCUAUCAAGACUUCGAUUGGGCACAAACUGCUUGGAAACCCUAAACCUUACGUCAGAGCAGUUUUCUGGCAGCUUGUACGAGCUGGACAUCAGCAACAACAGACUGAACCGUAUUUUAGCAGAUAACGGUAUGCUCACUAAUCUGGGUAAUUUGACCUACUUUAACCUGAGCCAAAACAAUCUGAACGAGCUACCCUAUGGAUUAUUUUCUUCAUUGCCAAGGAUCCGGUCAGUGGACCUCAGUUAUAACAACGUUAAAAUUUGCCAUUCGGAGGAAGCUAAAGUUGGUGCACACAACUUUUCAGCUUGCAUGGAUUGGAGGAACAUCAUCUCCCUCAGACAACUCUACCUUAAAGGGUGCAACCUUGAAAGAAUUCCAGCGUACGCAUUCAGGGGGUUGUUGCUGACGCACCUGGAACUGUCUGAUAACCCCGGACUCAUUGUCCAAGAUUCGUUGCAAGGCUUAGGAGGCACAUUGCAACAUCUAGGCUUAGGAAACACUGAAAUACAAGACCUCGACCUCUCCUCUUUUCAAAGUCUGAGGUUUUUAAACCUUUCGAGAAACUCUCUUCUCCAUAUUCCUCCCUCAGUUCAAAGCAUUGACUUGAAAGUUCUGGACUUGAGAGACAACAAACUGUCCACGAUCCCCAACGGUCAGGUGAAUACUUUGGCCUCAAAGCUUCAGACUGUUUUUCUCACUGGAAAUCCGUUCAACUGCUGCCAAACUGAAUGGUUCAGGACAUUUGAAAUAAACACUGUGAAUAUGGUCGGGCAGGCAGAGAUCCAGUGUAAGGAUCUCCUACAUACGACCCACAGAGCGGAGGACUCUCAUUUGUUUUUGUGUUUUGAAGGGGAACCCGUACUGUGGUACAUUCUCCUUUUUGUACCCGUCUGUCUGUUUUUUGUUGGAGUCUCUAUUAUGGUUUUCCUCACCUUAAAACCUAAAAUGCUACAAAAAUCCAUCAAAAAGAAAUAUUUAAAGCCAACUUCCUACUGAUACUUUAUAAACCCCAAGUGAUGUUUUGCUCAAUACAUUGUAGAGAAAUG
Messenger RNA from Nematolebias whitei (Rio pearlfish), 2102 nucleotides. RefSeq names its product negative regulator of reactive oxygen species (gene nrros). The record is from RefSeq and is a predicted model, not a curated record. Gene Ontology annotation, cellular component: extracellular matrix. The transcript is spliced from 2 exons. Gene Ontology annotation, molecular function: protein binding. Lineage: Eukaryota; Metazoa; Chordata; Actinopteri; Cyprinodontiformes; Rivulidae. Bases 4 to 2052 code for a protein of 682 amino acids.